CACAGUUGGAUCGCUGACGCGGAAAAGCGCGCGCGCACACAAGAUUUUGUCUUGACGCUGCGUUUUGUGAAUGCACCGGAGGAUCUGUUCAUUUUACGUGUGAAACGGUUUUGAUAAAAAUACUGUGCUGUGUUAUUUUAGUAGAAAGUUUACUCAGUGGAACGGGGAAGCGGCAACGGCAUUGGAAUAACUGUCGUGAAUGCCGGACCGUAUGGAUGGCUGCACUCGUGUGGCGGCUGCUCGCGCCCCUCGCCGCUGCCUCGCUCGUCACAGCUAAAUAUGCGGAAUUGGAGUCAUGGCGCGGUGCCGGGCGUCUCGCCACCCCGACCGAGGAGUCGCUGGACGAACGCCACGAUGCGGAAAUGCUUGCCGCCGUCCGCGCCUCGAUGAAGAUAUGGGAACAGAAGAGAGCUAGAACAAGGAGCAAAAGGUCGCAAGGCAGCGUGUGCUACGGCGAGUUUGGCUGCUUCGAGGACUCGGGUCCAUUCGCCUACCUCGAGACGCUGCCCAGCCCGCCGCAUGAAGUCGGCACGCACUUCCUACUCUACUCCACCGUCAGCAGAGGCGAUCAACCACUGCUGGCGGUGUCAGCUAGCAACAUGUCAGCAGCUUGGGGCUGGGCGGCGCGCGCCUUCGAUGCUGCUCGGCCCACGCGUAUCAUCGUACAUGGUUUCGGCUCAAAUUGUGAUAACGUGUGGGUGUACGAGAUGCGGUCUGCACUUAUGGCUGUGGAAGAAUGCAACGUCGUCUGCGUAGACUGGGAAGGCGGAGCCACGAUGCCAAACUACCUCCGCGCCGCCGCCAACACCAGGCUCGUGGGCAAGCAGCUAGCCAUGCUGCUCCAAGGGUUCGCCAAGCACAUUGACCUGCGGUUUGAAGAUGUGCACUUGAUUGGCUUCAGCCUGGGCGCCCACGUGGCCGGUUUCGCGGGAUCAGAAUUGCGGAAUAUCAGUCGAUUACAGGUAAACACAACUAGCGGUCUAGAUCCGGCCGGCCCGCUCUUCGAGUUCCAAGACCCGCGAGCGAGGCUGGACCGUGGCGACGCUGCCUUUGUGGACGUCAUCCACUCUAACGGGGAGACCCUGAUCCUGGGCGGGCUUGGAGCAGCGCAGCCGCUCGGCCACGUGGACUUCUACCCUAACGGAGGACGGGUGCAGCAUGGCUGUUCCAACUUGUUCGUGGGAGCAGUCUCGGACCUGGUGCUGCCGUGGGCGGCGGCGUCGGUGGAAGGCCGCUCGCUGUGCAACCACCGGCGGGCGUACAAAUUCUUCACCGACUCUGUGUCACCUAAGUGCCACUUCCCUGCGUUCCCCUGCUCCGAUUACGACACUUUUCUCGAGGGCCGUUGCUUCCCGUGCGGCGGCGAGGAGCGCUGCGGCAACAUGGGUUACUACGCGGAUCGCUCGCUGGGCCGUGGCCAGCUGUAUCUGCUCACCAGGGAGGAGGAACCCUUCUGUGCACAUCAAUACCACGUGUCUGUGUGGGCGGAGAGCGAAGCUGGAACGAAGGCGAACUACGGGCGAGUCUCGCUCACACUGCACGGAGAUUCCGGACUCAACGAAACCUUCCCGAUGACCAAGCGCGAAGUGACGUCACCGGCGGCAGCCCGCUUCACACACAUGAUCGUGCCCCAUCCGGCGCUAGGCGUGCCCUUGCGAGCCACCGUCCACUAUGCGGGGUAUUCGGGUUGGCUGACCGCAGGCGCUAAAGUCAUACGGUUGCAUAAGCUGCUCAUCGCUGAUAGCUUCGGCAAGACGUCAUCUUUCUGCAAGAAAGGCCUUCUGUUGCUGUCAGAUGAAGCCGUUGAAUUGCCACUCUAUCCCGGAGACUGCCGAUUACAGAAUACCGAUGCCAACUCCACCACAACCGAGGAGCUGAUCAAACGUGACACAUCAACUAAAGCCGCACCCGUGGACGUCCAUGAUAACGAGCUAUCGGACGAUUUUCCCUUCCGCCUCGUGGACACCGCCGAAUGGACCGGUGCCGAUGCCGGCCGGGCCUUCGGCGUCACUAACACUAAGCUAGCACCGAGUGGAGCUAUAGAGAUCGCUGAACCUGUCCUCAAACCGAGACAACAUAAAACGUCAAGGCAGCGCGCUGAUGAACCGCCUGCGGAGAUAUCUGAGCCCCUGCUGCGAGCGACACAAGCGCCUCGGUCGACGACACCGCCUCCAGUGCGGAAAGCGAAGAACUAUGAUAUGUCGACUACGCCGACGUAUGAGGACCCGGCUGAUGCGGCAGACAAGGAGACCAGCUUCGCUGUGCAGUUCCUGCCGUCUCGUUUGGCGUCAUUCAUCUCGCGCGCCGAGCGUUACGCGCGCGACACGCUCCUGCCUCUAGUGUCCGCCUAUGCUCCGCGGCUGCCCAUCUUCGGCUCGCGAGAAACUCCCAAACCUACCGCGCGGUACAUCCCCAUGGACACCAACGUCACCAGCUCCGUGCCUGUGCCCACGCCCACUUUAGAAAUGAAGAUAGAAACGCUAAGAACAAUGGGCCCACCGGGCGAGAAGCGCGAAAUAGAAUCGCCUGAAGACCCUGAGAUUACAACGACAACAACUACGACGGAGAAGUUACAAGCGGCUGCUUCAGAGAUAAUGAUUGCAUCUGUACCCGCUGCCGCGGCAUCGGAGAUUCUUCAAGUGGUUCCAGGUCCAACGGUAACUACAAGCACGGCUUUACCGCCGGUUGCGCUCCGAAGCGAAGGCGAAAAGAUCGUUAUAGUCUACCCGAGUAACGCUCGAGAUGAGCGGAAGAUCCGCUCGCAUUCAUACCCUGAGGAGCUACAGUUUGAAGCGCUGUACCGGCAUACGGCAAAGCCUGAGCUCCGAGUGGAUUUGCCAACGUUUUCGCCUCCGGUCACGACCGUAGGCACGCCGAGCGACCCGCGCUACAUCCCAGUACCUUACCCGGCCAGGGACAAACCAAGUGACGCGACGUGAGCUCUUAGUCAUGAUUUGAUUUAGAUAGUCGAAGCGUGAAGGGCUAUAUGGUUUGAGCGACAAAAUUCCAAGUUCAAAGCCACAUCCUGGGUAAGAUUUAUAUACAAUCAGUGCAAGAUGGUAUCUACGAAAAUGAAGACCUCAAGUCUGCACACAACUCUUGUAAAAAAGUAAGAAGUUUGUGUGUAGAUGAAAUCUUCUACAGAUUGUAGUAAUUCCAAAGAUCAAACUCUAUUGGCGUUCAAACCAAAUAGCCUCAAGCGAAUACUUGUAUAAAUACGUGAUUUUCAAAGUGAUCCUUACAUUCCGACUAAGUUAACGUAUAAUAGAAACGCCUGUAGUUGUGUAAAUGAAGAGUACGCCCAGAGUGAAAAGUACUGCGCGUAGACAGGUCAACAUACAAGACCUGGCACGAAUGGAAGGAAUGAGUGAAUGAAAACAAGCAUGAGCAAUUCCCGUUAAGUUUGUACCUUUGGAUCACGUCUCCGAUUUGGAUAAAAAUUGGUAGGCUGAUAAGAGUGCAUGAUGCUGAGCAAGAUCCACUAGG
Leguminivora glycinivorella is the source of this 3486-nucleotide messenger RNA. RefSeq lists its product as uncharacterized. Gene Ontology annotation, molecular function: lipase activity. The transcript has 15 exons. The record is from RefSeq and is a predicted model, not a curated record. Gene Ontology annotation, biological process: lipid metabolic process. Bases 216 to 2939 code for a protein of 907 amino acids. NCBI's taxonomy places the organism in Eukaryota, Metazoa, Arthropoda, Insecta, Lepidoptera, Tortricidae.